Aspergillus steynii IBT 23096 is the source of this 746-nucleotide messenger RNA. RefSeq names its product HNH endonuclease signature motif containing protein. Lineage: Eukaryota; Fungi; Ascomycota; Eurotiomycetes; Eurotiales; Aspergillaceae. Bases 121 to 552 code for a protein of 143 amino acids. The record is from RefSeq and is a predicted model, not a curated record. The transcript has a single exon.
GCUAUAAGUGACCGGGUUCAUGACCGUGAUCGAACAUGCCGGAUAUCCUGCUCAUCGUUACCAAAUGAGCUAGCCCACAUCAUUCCUGUAGCCCAGGCGGAUUGGUGGCCAAGGAAUACGAUGUACAUGCAUACACUAAGCGAAGAGCACAGCACCGAUACCAACUGUCCAGAGAACGCCAUCUUGUUGAGGAAGGACAUUCACUAUUUAUGGGAUACUCACAAAUUUGCUAUUGUCCCAAAGCAGAAUAAGUGGGUGAUACAUGUCUUGAACAGCCAGGCCACCAUCGAAUUGCAAGACAAAUAUCAUAACCUUGAAACACAGCCUAUAACAGGGGUACCGCCACAAUUUCUUUUGGCUCGUUUUGCUCUUGCGAUUCUCACCGAAAAGAUCAUCUUUGUGAAGCAAGGUUUCCCGCGUAAACUGAACAUAAAAUUGGCAGAUGGUACGGUGCAACCAAAAGUGCUAAGCAGUGAAGAAUGCUGUUCCCUGUUUGGCCCACGAAGCAAGAGCAGGAGUCAGAGUCCGAGAAAGAGACAGAGGCCAGUUUAAUGCGAGGAUAAUGAUACAGGACUGGAGUCCUGGGAUACCGAGCAGUGGGAUCAGCCAAGAAAGCGCCGACGGUCGUCAUCGCCUGCCAGAAGCUAUUGGCGUGGUCAGUGGGCGGAGGAAGGCAGAUCAGAUCAGGAAGAGGAGCACCGAGGUCGAUCAAGAAAGCGACACUGCUCUAUCUCUGGUUCUGGUGA